Molecule: messenger RNA, 7589 nt
Organism: Pipistrellus kuhlii (Kuhl's pipistrelle)
Lineage: Eukaryota; Metazoa; Chordata; Mammalia; Chiroptera; Vespertilionidae
Gene: CLASP1
Product: cytoplasmic linker associated protein 1
Exons: 43
Coding region: 687-5351 (1554 amino acids)
Biological process (GO): mitotic spindle assembly
Cellular component (GO): cytoplasmic microtubule; microtubule organizing center; spindle microtubule
Molecular function (GO): microtubule binding; kinetochore binding
Source: RefSeq, a predicted model, not a curated record
GCCUGGCCGCUUAGACCAACCCUCCUAGUCUAGCCCAGUUUGUCACAAGUUCCCAAGGGCCACCUGCACCCGGACCACAACUCCUCAGAGAACCUUCACCCUACGGGUCCCCGUCAGGGUCAACCGAAGCGCUCCGAGGGGCGCAAGCUCGCGGCAUUCCAGCUCCCCACGUCCGGCGCGGCCAGGCCUGCGCCUGCGCGGGGCGUGACCAUAGAGAGGCAGCCGCCGCUCUGGCCUCGGCUUAGUCUCUAUGGUCCAGCUGGGCCGGUGGCGGUAAGGAGAAAAAGGGAGAGCGCGGCGCGCAGGCGCUCUCGGCACUUUUUUUUUUUUUUUUUUUUUUUUUUAAUCCCCGCACCAAGCACUUAACCUCAUUAGGGUGGAGGAGAAGGCGGCGGCGAUCUGAAUGGACUGCUGAAUUAUGAAGCAUUUCAGACCCAGUACCAGAACUUCCCUCUGCCAUUCACUCCUGUAUCUUCUACUAGUUAUUUAAAUUGAACUUUUAAUAUCCUGCCAGCUGCUCUUCAGACACACAUGGUGCAUUGUUGCCAUUCCCCGGAUUGCAUCUUUGAAACACAGGCUCUUAGUAACCUCCAGCGAACAAAGAGGCAACCUCCUGGGUACAUUGACUGGGAGGGUGUCACCCUGACUGCCCUCUAGCUUUUGCUGCAUCUCGAUUUUACUUCACCAUGGAGCCUCGCAUGGAGUCCUGCCUGGCACAGGUGCUGCAGAAGGAUGUGGGGAAAAGACUGCAGGUUGGCCAAGAACUCAUAGACUAUUUCUCAGACAAACAGAAGUCUGCUGACCUUGAGCAUGACCAGACCAUGUUAGAUAAACUUGUGGAUGGACUCGCUACCUCUUGGGUGAACUCUAGCAAUUACAAGGUGGCUCUCCUGGGCAUGGACAUCCUAUCCGCGCUAGUCACCCGGCUGCAGGAUCGGUUCAAGGCUCAGAUCGGCACAGUGCUGCCGAGUUUAAUAGACAGACUGGGAGACGCUAAGGACUCCGUGCGGGAGCAAGACCAGACUCUGCUGCUAAAGAUCAUGGAUCAAGCUGCUAACCCCCAGUACGUGUGGGACCGGAUGCUGGGAGGCUUCAAGCACAAGAACUUCCGGACUCGGGAGGGCACGUGUGUCUGCCUCAUUGCCACCCUCAAUGCUUCUGGAGCACACACUUUGACACUAAACAAGAUUGUGCCACAUAUAUGUAAUUUACUUGGAGAUCCAAACAGCCAGGUUCGAGAUGCAGCAAUAAGCAGCUUAGUGGAAAUUUACAGACACGUAGGAGAACGUGUGAGGGCAGACCUCAGUAAAAAAGGAUUGCCACAGUCCCGGUUGAAUUUAAUUUUUACAAAAUUUGAUGAAGUCCAAAAAUCUGGAAACAUGAUACAAUCUGCAAAUGAUAAAAAUUUUGAUGAUGAAGAUUCUGUGGAUGGUAACAGACCUUCCUCUGCCAGUUCUACAUCUUCCAAAGCUCCACCAACCUCACGGAGAAACGCUGGAAUGGGGACCACCCGGCGGCUUGGCUCAUCCGCUCUUGGGUCUAAGUCUUCAGCGCCAAAAGAAGGAGCUGGCGCUGUUGAUGAAGAGGAUUUCAUUAAAGCCUUUGACGACGUACCUGCAGUGCAGAUUUAUUCCAGCCGAGACCUCGAGGAAUCCAUAAACAAGAUUAGGGAAAUAUUAUCUGAUGACAAGCAUGAUUGGGAGCAAAGAGUAAAUGCACUAAAAAAGAUUAGAUCUUUACUUUUGGCUGGUGCUGCUGAAUAUGAUAACUUCUUUCAACAUUUGAGACUCUUGGAUGGAGCCUUUAAACUGUCUGCUAAGGACCUGCGGUCUCAGGUAGUGCGGGAGGCUUGUAUCACGUUGGGGCAUCUGUCAUCAGUUCUGGGGAAUAAGUUUGACCAUGGAGCUGAAGCCAUUAUGCCAACAAUCUUUAAUUUAAUUCCAAAUAGUGCCAAAAUUAUGGCUACUUCUGGUGUUGUAGCUGUUAGGUUAAUCAUUCGGCACACACAUAUCCCUAGGCUAAUACCGGUGAUAACAAGCAACUGUACCUCCAAGUCUGUUGCAGUUAGAAGACGCUGUUUUGAAUUUUUAGAUUUACUUUUACAAGAAUGGCAGACACAUUCACUGGAACGGCACAUAUCAGUAUUAGCCGAAACGAUAAAGAAGGGAAUACAUGACGCCGACUCGGAAGCCAGGAUAGAAGCCAGAAAGUGUUACUGGGGGUUCCACAGCCACUUCAGCAGGGAGGCAGAGCACCUGUACCACACGCUGGAGUCCUCCUACCAGAAGGCCCUGCAGUCCCACCUGAAGAACUCGGACAGCAUCGUGUCCUUGCCGCAGUCGGACCGCUCGUCUUCCAGCUCUCAGGAGAGUCUGAAUCGGCCGCUCUCUGCCAAAAGAAGUUCCACUGGAAGUAGCGCCUCUAGAGCUUCGACCGUCAGCACUAAAUCUGUGUCGACGACUGGGUCCCUGCAGCGGUCCCGGAGCGACAUCGACGUGAACGCGGCGGCCAGCGCCAAGUCCAAGGCCGCCUCGGCGUCCGGCGCCGCGCCCUUCAGCUCCGCCGCGGCCUUGCCUCCGGGCUCGUACGCGUCCUUAGAGUCCAGACACAUGAGGGACGAGGUGGAGUCCGUAGGCCUUGAUUCAGAUGGUACUGCCACUAAAGCGGAGGGUCGGAUUCGUACGAGAAGGCAAAACUCCGGGAGUACCACCAACGUCGCCUCCACACCUGCCGACAGUCGGGGCCGCAGUCGCGCCAAAGUGGUUUCACAGUCUCAGCGAUCCAGAUCUGCUAAUCCUGCUGGUGCUGGCAGCCGGUCAAGUUCUCCGGGGAAGUUGUUGGGAAGCAGUUAUGGUGGCCUUGCCGGGGGGUCCUCCAGAGGCCCGCCGGUGACACCCUCUUCCGAAAAGCGAAGCAAGAUCCCCAGAAGCCAGGGAUGUAGCCGGGAAACAAGUCCGAACCGAAUAGGAUUAGCACGGAGCAGCCGUAUCCCUCGACCCAGCAUGAGUCAGGGGUGCAGCCGCGAUACCAGCCGUGAGAGCAGCCGGGAUACAAGCCCUGCUCGGGGCUUCCCUCCACUGGCCUCUCGCCGGCAUUCCAGGUCCACUAGCGCUCUCUCCACUGCUGACUCUGUCGGGCAGUCAGACCGGUUCGGGCUUGGCCAGGCAGGAAGAAUACCUGGUUCUGUGAAUGCCAUGCGUGUGCUAAGCACAAGUACAGAUCUUGAAGCUGCUGUUGCUGACGCUUUGCUGUUAGGAGACUCCAGGAGCAAGAAGAAGCCCGUGAGGCGGCGAUAUGAGCCCUAUGGGAUGUAUUCUGACGACGAUGCCAACAGCGACGCCUCAAGUGUUUGCUCUGAGCGCUCGUAUGGCUCCAGGAACGGCGGCAUUCCCCAUUACCUGCGGCAGACCGAGGACGUGGCGGAAGUCCUCAACCACUGCGCCAGCUCCAACUGGUCCGAACGGAAAGAAGGGCUCCUGGGCCUGCAGAACUUACUGAAGAGCCAGAGGACACUGAGUCGAGUAGAAUUGAAAAGAUUGUGUGAGAUCUUCACACGAAUGUUUGCUGACCCGCAUAGCAAGAGAGUUUUCAGUAUGUUUUUGGAGACUCUUGUUGAUUUUAUAAUAAUUCAUAAGGAUGAUUUGCAAGACUGGCUUUUUGUUCUUCUCACACAAUUACUUAAGAAAAUGGGGGCAGAUCUACUUGGAUCUGUACAAGCGAAAGUUCAGAAAGCUCUAGAUGUCACAAGGGACUCAUUUCCAUUUGAUCAACAAUUUAACAUUUUGAUGAGAUUCAUUGUGGAUCAAACUCAAACUCCUAACCUCAAGGUCAAAGUGGCAAUCCUGAAGUACAUUGAGUCUCUCGCCAGGCAGAUGGAUCCAACUGACUUUAUAAACUCCAGUGAGACCAGGCUUGCUGUUUCUAGAAUUAUAACCUGGACAACAGAACCAAAGAGUUCCGACGUGAGAAAGGCCGCACAGAUUGUGCUAAUAUCGCUGUUUGAAUUGAACACUCCUGAAUUUACUAUGCUACUUGGUGCCUUGCCCAAAACAUUCCAGGAUGGUGCCACCAAACUCCUGCAUAACCACCUCAAGAAUUCCAGUAACACCAGUGUGGGCUCCCCGAGCAACACAAUUGGCCGGACUCCCUCCCGACACAACAGCAGCAGGACCAGCCCCCUGACCUCACCCACCAACUGUUCCCAUGGCGGCCUGUCUCCAAGCUUGCUGGACUAUGAUACAGAGAACCUGAACUCGGAAGAAAUCUAUAGUUCUUUGCGUGGAGUUACAGAAGCCAUUGAAAAGUUUAGUUUUCGAAGCCAAGAGGAUCUGAAUGAGCCAAUUAAACGAGAUGGCAAGAAGGACUGUGAUAUCGUGUCCCGGGACGGCGGGGUCGCGUCCCCGGCCACCGAGGGCCGGGGCGGCAGCGACGCGGUGGAAGGCGGCCGGACGGCGCUGGACAACAAGACGUCCCUGCUCAACACGCAGCCGCCGCGCGCCUUCCCGGGGCCGCGGGCCCGCGACUACAACCUGUACCCCUACGCCGACACCAUCAGCGCCUACGACAAGACCGCCCUCAAGGAGGCCGUGUUCGACGACGACAUGGAGCAGCUCCGAGACGUGCCCAUUGACCAUUCGGACUUGGUGGCAGACCUUCUGAAAGAGCUGUCCAACCACAACGAGCGUGUGGAGGAGCGGAAGGGCGCCCUGCUGGAGCUGCUCAAGGUCACCCGGGAGGACAGCCUGGGCGUCUGGGAGGAGCACUUCAAGACCAUCCUGCUCCUGCUCCUGGAGACUCUUGGAGACAAAGACCAUUCCAUUCGAGCGCUGGCACUGAGAGUUUUAAGGGAGAUUCUGAGAAAUCAGCCAGCAAGAUUCAAAAACUACGCCGAGCUGACGAUCAUGAAGACUCUGGAGGCCCACAAAGACUCCCACAAGGAGGUGGUGAGAUCCGCCGAGGAAGCGGCGUCCACGCUGGCCAGCUCCAUCCACCCGGAGCAGUGCAUCAAAGUGCUCUGCCCCAUCAUCCAGACGGCCGACUACCCUAUCAACCUGGCUGCCAUCAAGAUGCAGACCAAGGUCGUCGAGAGGAUCGCCAGGGAGUCCCUGCUGCAGCUGCUGGCGGACAUCAUCCCGGGCCUGCUGCAGGGUUAUGACAACACGGAAAGCAGUGUGCGGAAGGCCAGUGUGUUUUGCUUGGUGGCAAUCUAUUCCGUAAUCGGAGAAGAGCUGAAACCUCACCUCGCACAGCUCACGGGGAGCAAGAUGAAGCUGCUGAACCUGUACAUCAAGAGGGCGCAGACCACCAACAGCAACAGCAGCUCCUCCUCCGACGUGUCCACGCACAGCUAAGCCGCGGGGCCUCAGACCUUCCGCCCCGUCGGCCCUGCCCGGGACGAGGAGCGCAGAUAUUUAUUACAGUCAGUAUUCGGUCCCUCGCAGCUUUUGUGUAGAAUCUUACUGGCACUGAAUGUAAAGGAGCAAGGCCUGUUUUGCGUCUUCACACACAACUGAAGAAGCGAAAGAGCCUGCGUCUCCGCACUGAGCUGGCACCGGGGCCAGUGCGCGGCCCCCUCCAGCCACCGCGACGGCAGCUGCAGUGGGCCCGGGGCGUGGCGGUCUGUUCCCUCCCAUCGUAGCGUCCUGUGGCCGGGGCCGUGACGCCACGAAAGGGUUGGUUACCUCUUUGAGUUGUAUUGGAGACAUGCUGAGAAUGUGAAUCACUUGGCGAGAAAGGAGGAAAACCGGAGAUGGCCUCUGGCAGACCCAGUUGCUUCUGUACCGGGCCAGGCAGCGGCCCUGACGCCAGUGCGGCUCCUGGGAGGUCCAGGAAGCUGUUUUCAGGGGCCUCUCGGGCCCUGAGUCUGUCCCCGCCCUGCCCCCGCCCCCACCCCCGUUCUCCUGCCCCCCAGCGCUUGCUUACGCUGCUCAGUUCUCACUCAGCCUGGCGAGUGGCACCUGCACCAUCUCAGUUUUCAUUUCUCAGUUUAAUUUGGAGUUAAGAUCCAAGAAAAGUCUAGAGAGAAUUACUAUUUUUAAUUUUAUGGACUGAAGGACUUCCUUCAUCUUCUGUUGAAAUAGUCAUUGUUUAAGGGAAAAAGUAAUUAUGGUGAAUGACAAAUGGCUGGAAACAGGAUUUAUAACAUAAUUUUAGAGUGUUUCCUUUGGUAAGAAAUUCCCAGAGUAACUACCCAUUUUAAAAGUUUCUUGAGAGUCUGAUUGCUUCAGAGUCAUUUAAGUAAAAUUCUUAAAGCGAAUGGAAAUCCUGAACGCGAGCAUGAGGGUGUCUGUCGCUGGAGUUUCAAACCACAGUGCCCUUCGCGGAGGGAGGACCCUCCCCUCCUGCUGCCUGCGGCCGCCGAGCGAGCAGAGAUGUUCAGGUUCUCACUUCCGCCCUCCUCCCCUCUGACCUCCAGCUUCAGCGUAGGAAGUCAGCAAAGACUGUGGCAGACAGACGCAUUUCAUUCAGAUUUUGUUUUAGAUACUUUAUUUGGAAAUGGGCCCGGAGAAUGAAGGUGCAGGAGAGGGAAGCCAGGUGCCUUUGCUGUGUGUGCGUGCGUGUGAGUGCGCAUGUGUGUGCUGGGUGUGUGUGCAGGGUCUCUCGCGAGUGCCGUGGUUGGACGUUACUGGCUUAUUUUGGCUCAGAACACAGCAGGGCCUGCUUCCAUUGCUAGAUGCUCCAUGUUAAUAUUUCACUGAGGGGGUUGCCAUGCUCCGCAAGGUCUCUAUCGCUGCUGUUGUACAAGCGCAGCUCAGGCUGGGUUCCCUCCCUCUGACAGUGCGGCCCAGGCCCCACAGCGCCUGCCCAGGGAGGACCUGAGCGUGGCCGGUUGCCCGCAUGGCGCUCACAGGCUCGCCGAGUGUCACAGGCCCGUCUUCAACCCCAGCUUAGAGAGGUGCGGUCCCCCAGGCGUCCAGCAGCCGCCACGCUCAGACCCGCAUGCACCGCCUGCAGCCCCGCUUCCCCGCAGGCCUGUCCCCGUGAGAAACACAGAGCAAAGCCCAGACGCGUCUGCCUCCCGUCCGCCUGACGUCCGGGCGCUACAGCCCCUGGACACAGCGCCGGGCCAGCUCCUGCUCCCAGCCGCUGCCAUCGUCAAGGUCAAAGCUGAGGCUGAGGCUGGCGAAGCUGCUCCUCAAGGACACUCCCCUCUGGGCCACGGCCACGGCCGCUCUGGCCCAGCACUCGCUUUCAACACCCGCUGCAGCUGACGCAGAGGGUUUUGUCCCAUCUCUCUCUCUCCAGCCGCCCUUUAUUUAUCAAGCAUAACACACGGCAGAGAACGGCAGUCAGGACUCUAGAACCUGCAGGACUUGGCUGGCGGUGACGUUUGGAGUGGAAAGUGCCCUGCAAACACCGGCCACCAAUGUCCGUCAGUGCUGUGUGCGCACGCAUGUCCUGCGCCCCCCGGUUGGGUUUCUGGUUUUCGGUUUUAUUUGGGGGGGCUUUUUCACGUUACAUCCAUAUCUGUAUUUAUAUCUUCUUCCUUUCACUCUCCAGUGUAUCAUGGCAAAUGUACAGACUCUUUUGUUAAUAAUGUAGGAUUUGCUAAAAAAGAAAAAAUAAAAGAACCCUUUUGAGUUUGCCCU